Molecule: messenger RNA, 2103 nt
Organism: Theileria annulata
Lineage: Eukaryota; Apicomplexa; Aconoidasida; Piroplasmida; Theileriidae
Exons: 1
Coding region: 1-2103 (700 amino acids)
Source: RefSeq, a predicted model, not a curated record
AUGGGAUCAGAUAGUAGGGAAUUAGAUAGUGAGAUUAGUAGGGGAUUAAGUAGUAGGGAAUUAAGUAGUGAGGGAGGAAUUAGGGAGGAAUUUUCUUCUGAGGAAUUUUCUCCUCAGGAAUCCAUUACUAGUCCUAGGGAAUUAGAUACUAGUCAUAAAGGUCCCAUUAGUAGUCCUAAGGGUCAUAUUACUAGUCAGAAGGGUUAUAUUACUACUCCUAAGGAAUCUAUUACUAGUCAUAAAGGUUCUACUACUGGUCAUAGGUAUUUAGUUACUAGUCAUAAAGGUUCUACUACUGGUCAUAGGUAUUUAGUUACUAGUCCUAGGGAAUUAGUUACUAGUAAUCCUGAACCCAUUACUAGUCAUAAGGAAACAAGUUCCACUAGUCUACUAGUUACUACUGAACCAAUCUCCACUGGUGAACUAACAUCCACUAGUCUACUAGUUACUACUGAACCAAUCUCCACUGGUGAACUAACAUCCACUAGUCUACUAGUUACUACUGAACCAAUCUCCACUGGUGAACUAACAUCCACUAGUCUACUAAUUACUGGUACUGAACCAAUCUCCACUGCCGAACUAGUUACUAGUGAGUCAGUUGGUAGUGAAUUAAUUACUCCUUGUAUUAAGGAAUUAAGUUUGGAUAGUUUAAACUUUAAAAUAAAAACUUUUGAAACGAAUUUAAAUCCUUUAAGAAGUUCUAAACUCGAAGAAAAUUAUAAUUUCACAGAUAUAAAAUUAGACAAUUUUAGAAGAAAUUUUGGAUCAACUGAGUUAAGUGAAGGGACAAAUGGGUUUACAGAAGGAUUAACUGGGUUAAGUGAAGGAUUAACUGGGUUAAGUGAAGGAUCAAGUGGAUUUCUUGGUGAACCUAGAGAACCUGUGGAAUCUACGGAUAAAUUACCUAGUGGUGAAUUUGAAGACAAAUUACUCCCUGAGCCUAGAGAACCUAUGGAUAAAUUACUUACUGAGCCUGGACAUAAAUUACCCUUUAAAUCUGGAGAACCUAUGGAUAACUUACUUACUGGAGAACCUACAGAUGUAUUUCUAGGAGAACCUAUGGAUAAAUUACUUGAUGAGGAAUCUAAAGUUUGGUUUGCGGAAUUUAAUUUUCCAGUGGAUUUGAAAACAUUUAAAGAAAUUAUAACCGAAUCAAUAAAAGAUAAUAAUCAAAUAAAUACAUUAAUAAAAAGUAGAAGAACAAGUAAUGAUCUAAAUGAUACUAUCAGUAAGGAUUAUUCCGUUACGGUGCUUGCUCCAACGGCCGGUAAUGGACCUGAUAGUAAUACUACUAAUAGCCUAACUAACAGUACUGAGGAUAGUAAGGAUACUACUACCAUUGGAGCAAGCACCGUAACUGAGGGAAAGGGAGCUAAUUCUAUGCCUAUGGAGUGUAAUAGGGAAAGAGAGCUAAUAUACACUUUUGAUACUCCUCGAAAGGGAGCUAAUGACACAUUUAGUACUCCCGGAAAGGGAGCUAAUUCUACCCUUAUGGAAUGUACCCCGGGAAAGGGAGCUAAUUUUACCCUUAUGGAAUGUACUACUAGUAAUAAUAGUACUAAGGUAGCCCCUUACGGGGUUGGUCACCAUAUACCAAGCACCUUAACGGGAAAAAUAUAUAAUAUAAAAGAAAGAAAUAUAUAUUUAAAAGAUAAAAUAUAUUUAAAAGAUAAAAUAUAUUUAAGAAGUGAAGUAUUUAAAGAUAAAUCAUAUUUGAAAAGUGAUAUAUUUAAAGAAAUAUUAUCAAAAUGUCCAUAUUUGAAUGGACCAAAUAAAGAUAAUAAAAUAACUGAAAAAUCAAAUAUAAUAAUAAAGAAAUUAUUAAAAGAAACUAAUGAAGAUUAUAAAUAUUUUCAAUCAUUUAAUACAAUUUUUCAAAAAUAUGAACAAAUUUUUCCAAAUCAAAAUAAAUAUAAAAAAAUAAAAUUAUUUGAUAAAAAAAUAAAAUUAUUUGAUAAAAAAUAUAUAAAAUUUAAUAAAUUUAAUAAAUUUAAUAAAUAUUUACAAUAUGAUACAAAAACAUUUUUAAAAGUUUAUUCCAUAGAAUUAUUCUAUACAGUUAAUUAUAUAUCUAUACAGUUAAUUAUAUAUCUAUACAGUUAA